Molecule: messenger RNA, 1996 nt
Organism: Vombatus ursinus (common wombat)
Lineage: Eukaryota; Metazoa; Chordata; Mammalia; Diprotodontia; Vombatidae
Product: leucine-rich repeat-containing protein 14-like
Exons: 2
Coding region: 1413-1718 (101 amino acids)
Cellular component (GO): cytoplasm
Source: RefSeq, a predicted model, not a curated record
UCUCUACAUUUGCACAUCUUGUGUUUCUUUUGAACUACUUCAGUUCUGCUUUGCUCAUAAAGCAUAGCACCUUCUCUCAGGAGGGCAUACCAUGCUGGGUGGUCCUGUACCAGUGUUUCCCAUGUCACACAAUCAAUUCCAGAGGUCUUAAAGGAGACACUGGGAGUGUCCUGGUAUCACUUCUUCGGACCACCAUGAGAACGCUUGCCCCCUGUGAGUUCUCCAUAACCUCUCCCUUAACCUUUGCCCACAUCAGAAAUACACACACACACACAGAGUGUGCAUAUACAUGGAUACACACAUAUGAAUAUACAUGUAAAUAUAUACUACGUAUGUUGUGUAUUUCUUAGUAAAUUACACCCUAAGGCAAAAACAAACAAACAAAAAACCAAGCCCUGACCGCUUGGAAUGCCUUGGUAGGGGGAAGCAGUCAGCCCCCCAGCUUACUGCUUGCAAGUAGUACCAUGCCAGGGGGAGACCACACAAUUUCCACGUCUUCUUUAUUAAGUGGGAGCCUCUCUGUUACCUCUUGACAGUAGCAAGAAUAAGAUCACUGGAGUGAAUGAGAAAUGAUCAGGUGAAUAUCAGUAAAGGAAAGAGAGGUCCCCCUUUCUAUGAAUUUGGCUGAGAAAGGCAGGAUCGAUUUAAGAGAGUGGCUUGCGGGAAUGUUAGGGUCCAAUGAAGCCUUUUUUAAGGAGGGCAGCUGGGAAGGAGCCAGUGACUGGAGGAGGGGGGAGGGAAGAUCUGAGACAAGGUGAUGAAAUGCACUAGUCGAAAGUCGCCCGGUGCCAAACGCAAUACUUUGACCGGCUGUGCACGGGGCAGAGAAAGGCGCUGGAUCCAGACAGAGGAAGUGACCUUCUAUGGGGCACUGAAUGCCCAUCACACGCAGCCCCGGGGAAAGAAAACAGCCUCAGACAGGCCUGCAGCAGCCCAGGAACCAGGGCAGCGGCUCGCAGCCAGAACCUACGUCAGCCAACCACGAAGGGCGGCGCAACAAUGGGGCACCUGACAGCCAAUCCUCGGCGAGCUCUCGGCCCCAGCUCGUCUCCGUCCAAUGAGGUGCCAAAACGGCAUGAUCCUGCGCGAUCGUCGCCCGCCUAGAUUCCUGGCUGUCUUUUUGGCAGUUUGCUGUUGAUUACUCCCGCAAAGAGUUUGAGAGCGGGGUCGAAGGGCAGGGCUUCGAGAGCGGCCCUAUAAAAGCUGGGGCCGGCCUCCCAUAACUCCUGCCCGGUCGCCUUUCUCCACCUUUGGCCUCCGGACCUAGGCCGGCGCAUAGUCCCUUUUGCGAUCACGCCUGCGCAGAAUGGGAGGGGGUUUGGUAGGGUGUGUGGAGGCGUGCCGGUAGACUCCCUUCCGGAGGGCCCUGCCGAGCCGCGCCUGCGCAGAGGUGCCUGAUCUCUUCCGCAGAAAUGCAGUCCCUACUGUUCCUGUGCGCUGUGCAGGUGACCCGACACCAUACUCUGGCGUGCUGGGCUCUGGCCUCCCUGCCUCGGGAGCUGUACCCGGCCUUAUUCCAGGCCGCCUUCAUGUAUGGCAGAACGCUGGUGCUGCAGGCACUGGUGCAGACGUGGCCCUACCCAUGCCUCAGCUUCCGGCAGCUGCUGCCCAAGCCCAAGCAGCUAGGCUGGCCCGAGCGGCCCCGCAAGGAGAGUGUGCAAGCCGUGAUCCUGGCGCUGCUCGCAGCGCCGCGCAGCAGGGAAUCUAGCAGCAGGUAGGUCCCUGGCCACAUCCCUUUAUCAUGGGGUAGGCAAAGAAAAGGAGCCUGACCUGGAACUGCCAAACUAGGGACUGAACCAAGGCAGUUGGAGCCUGGAGCCUCAACCUGGAACCUCAACAUCUUCCUCAAGGGCAUCUAUUCAUCUCUUUUAUUUGUCAAGGUCUUCUGGUUUGGAGAGGAAGUGAGGAAUAUCUGACUUCCGUUCCCUUCCAGCUCUAUAAGUAUAAUAAUUAGCAUUUUAUGGAGCUUUAAGGUUUGAAAAGCACUUUACAUACG